GGCAAUGCUGUAUUACAGUUUUGGCGUUUUGGUGCAAACACAAUUUUUAACGAACUUCGUCGCACAUUUAUUUUGCAUAUUUUCCGAAAACAAGCUAGCUGUAUUUUACAAGACUAUUUUCAAAAUAAACUUGUGUUUUGAUUUUUCUAUAGUGAAACGAAAGGGGCUUUAACAUUUUUUGUGAAAAAAUUGUGAGAAGAACUAGGAAAUAAGAUCGUCAAAUCGACUGAGAGUGGCAUUUCAUAGCAGCAGGAAGUUUUAAUUAGACUUCCCGAAUUAACAAAAACAUAAAAAAGCGAUGGAGUCGCCACCGAUGUUUAAUAGCGUUGAGGAUGAAUGUCGGUAUUGGAAGGAGCGCGCAAAGCUUUACCACAAAGAAUGGACAGAUGUGAAACAAGAAUACGACGAGUACGUAGAGCAGUCGCGACAGAUGGAGGCAGAAAUGGAUGCUACACUUGAACAGAAACAGAGUAUAAUCAAAGAUCUCAGAUCGACCUUUUCUUCACUAGAGAAGGAAAAUGAAUCCUUGAAGCUCAAAUUACAAUCUCAUGCCAUUGAGUUGGCCAAUACAGAAAGACAGUUGGAAAAUUUGAGAAACGAGCGUGAUACGCUGAAAUUGUACCUGCGCCAAUUGGAACAAAAGAAUGAUGACCUAGAACGGGCGCAUCGCAUACUCAACGAAAGCAUUGCCGACUUCGAAACAAUGUUGGACAAAGCUUAUGAGAAAAAUGCACUUCUGGAAAUGGAGGUAGAUGAAAAAGAAAUGCUGCAGGAGAAGCUACAGAGACUCAUGGAUGAAACAAGAGAUUUAAAACAAGAACUGAAUGUAAAAACGCGUAACCCUCUAAGUGGUUCAGUUAGUAAUUUAUCAGAAACGACAACACAGUCCACAGCUGUACUAAAUGGCACUGUCAACAAAGCCGAUAUCACCCAUGAUACCAUCAGCCCUAGUAAUAUCAGUCUUAGUACCACUCUCAAUAACAUCAGUCUCAACAAUACCAGCCUUACAAAUACUUUGAGCAACAGUCCAACAGUUAUACCCAAUUAUGGUGAACAACAUUCUUUGAAAAAAAAAACCUUUUCAGAUUCUUCUAACUUACUCAAUGGCAAUGCAAUGACGCCAGGCUCUCGAACAACUGCACUCAACAUAGUUGCAGACAUGCUGCGGAAAUUAAAUUUGGAUAAGACACUUUUAUGUUCGCAAUGUGAAAGAUUUCGUUGUAUCUGUGAUCGUACCGUUGCUGCUGCUGCCGAUUCUACAAGCAGUAGUGCCUCCACACCUGUGGCUGAUGGUGUAGGUCGCCUUAGACGAAGUGUUACGAGCACAUUUGGCAGCAAUAACUCUGUCGAUACAAAUGCUACCAUGACCUCCAGCUCCACAAACAACUCUUGCGCUGAAUACGAUGCCGACGUUGCUGAUGUUUCUCUGCGUCGUACCACAAGUCGUAGUAAUUCGAGUCUAAACUUUGGUACAAAUAUUUUUAAGCGCUUUGCAGAGCGCAUGAGUGGGGGAAAUGGAAAUUUCCUGAACUCAACAAAAACACCUCCACGCACAACAAAUACAAAUAUUCCGAAACCAAAUGAACUAAACUAAGAUUAUUACAUUACAUCCUAUAUUUUAUUAGUUUUGCUUUUGUGUUUUUUGUUUAUUUUUUCCGUAUUCGAAAUGCAUUUAAUACGUUU
This is a messenger RNA of Rhagoletis pomonella (apple maggot), 1683 nucleotides long. Its product is annotated as nuclear distribution protein nudE homolog. The transcript is spliced from 7 exons. Gene Ontology annotation, cellular component: kinetochore; centrosome; kinesin complex. Lineage: Eukaryota; Metazoa; Arthropoda; Insecta; Diptera; Tephritidae. Gene Ontology annotation, biological process: establishment of mitotic spindle orientation; chromosome segregation; vesicle transport along microtubule. The record is from RefSeq and is a predicted model, not a curated record. Bases 299 to 1594 code for a protein of 431 amino acids. Gene Ontology annotation, molecular function: microtubule binding.